UUCCCAUAAUGCUUCACUGUGAUCGCCAGCUGACAAGUGCUGUUCUUGAAGUGCAGCUCACGCGCGGAGAGAGAAGUGGGUCCAGGAAAGUAUCUACAACCAGGGAUUUUUAUUUAUAUUUUUUAACCCGUUUACAAAUGUACUAAUAUAAAUGUGGAAUUUUUCAAACAUAUAGUUUGGCGUUUUAGGGUACUAGCAGAUGGGGUCUUGACGAGAUGUUGGGUGGGACUCACUGUUGAAUUUGACGUUUCUAAAGCCCCCCACUCCUUCCCGUUUGGUUGCUAUGGAGCAACCACCGGGGGAUUCCGAUGAUUUACAGCCCCAAGACCUCUCCUCCACCCGUAGCCUCCCUGCUGCGAUAGACCUGACCAGAAAAGGUGAGGAUUGCCUCGUAAAAGCCAACUCCAUGGAGCCCCUACAGGUGGUCAAGCCUCCAAGCUGGUACCCAGGCUCUGGAUCCAGCAAGGGACUCUCCUUCCCAGAAACUGACCCCGACCACAGGCUUCAACCAGGAGACCAGAUCCAGCCGGACAAUGCCUUCUCCAACACUACAGUCACACUCUCCUAUGUAAGCCGGUCUCAUGUUUUUUCCGCUCAUGACUCUCUCUCUCAGCAUUCCUCUCUCUACUGUGUACCGUCGAUCAGCAAGUUCUCAACCAUGGAUGGCUACCUGCAGCAGAUGGAUAGGCCUCUGGGCUUAGUGCCUCAGUCUGAAAUGUUUGACUCUAUGCCUCGAGCUCAGGUGGUGGGUGAGAAUGUAGCAGGGGUGUGUCUGAUGCAACAGGCUCAUGAAAUCAACAGCAGUCGAGUCGCCAGUAAUGGAGGAGUAGAGAAAUACAAGCCUCAACAGAGAGGGAGUUCAAUGGAUCACAGUCUUUCUCAGGACGCAGACCACAAUGCAGGACUGAAGAAUGGCAGGAGUAGCAGCAGCUGGUCUAAUUCUGCAAUAUGUAUCGAUUCCUCUCCAGAGCCUCUCAUUACAGACAUGGAGGAGGAGGAGGAGGAGGAAGGACGGAGGAGGGCUGACUCAGAGGUUCUCUUUCUCAUCUCAUCUAGAACGGAGGAGCCAGUCCUGAUCCAGGACAACAGGGACCUGUGUUCUCAUAAUAGGGAGUAUAUCAGUCCUCUGGAGGACCCAGUCUCUCCCUCUGUUACCACACUGGAUGACGUAGAGGAUGUGUUCAUUCUGCCUCAGGCCUCCUGCACACCCAGCUUUGAAAAUUAUUUAGCAGACGAGACAGCUGAUACCAGCUUGGAUGAGCUGGAGAGAGGUGGGCCUGGGCUGUCUGCAGUACAGGGGAUAAGGUCUAAUGGUGAUAAUACACCAAUGUUAGAUACCAGCAAGGACUACCAGCAGUCAGGACAUAAACCCAAGGCAGCUUCAGAGUCUAUUGUUGACUUGACCGAAGACGAGAGCACUGUGCCAGAGAUUUUAGAAAAGAAACCCAAGGAGACGGCUGCUUCUCACUUGAAUGGUAAUGCAAAGGCAGAGCAGAGGACUUUUGAGAAGAAAAAACUUCCCCCUCGCUCUGGCAGGGGAACUAGGUUAGAGGCCAUAGUGAUGAACAUAAACCCUAACUGGUAUAAAGUAUCCACUAAGAAGCCCAAGGCCUCAAAGACCCAGACCCAGCCUCCGACAAAUCCCCAGACUCAGAGCAGUCCAUCUAAAGCCAAUGUUAGUCCUAACAAACAUACCUCAUCUGUAGGGAAGAAGAAAGUCCAGAAUAAAGCAGCAUCUAGUUCAGAGGGAGAGACUAAAGUAAAGGCAGCCAGAGUAAAGCCAGACGCAAUGAAAGGCUGUAUGGAUAGCAUUAACAGGAACACAGACAGUUGUAAAGAGUCAACGUCAGAUUCUGAACACACCUGUUUUUCCAAAUACCCACACAAUCACAGCACAUCUCCAAAAACCUCCAGCCCGCCCUUUGCUCCAGUCAAAGAUUCAGAGAAGGAGUCGGAACACAGAGAGUCAGACCCUGAGCCCUCCGAGGUGGAUGUACUGACUGUAUCACGGCCACUUAAAACAUCUCCAAAAAGCCACGGGAAGCAUAAAGCUAAGACUACAUGCAGUGAAGCAGCUUCUCCCACAGCCAAAACCAUGAAGGCAACCCCCGCUCCCAAGAAGAAACGGAAGAAACCUAGACUGGGCCAGUUUUCCUCUAUGUUUUCCCCUCAGGAGCCUGAAAUAAAACUGAAAUACGUCAACUACAAGGAGGAGAAGAGGGAUAUUAGGAGGGACACGUUCUCUCCUUUCAUCCAUAUGGACCUUAAGCCCUCCUCCACCUCCCCCGCCAACUGUACUGUCAUUAACUACCCAGAGGAGGAGAAGCCCAGGCAGAAGAAGGGUCAGGGGCAACAGCAGUCUGGGGGUUUCAUCCCUGGGGCUAUACCCUCCACCUCCUGUCUCCACCUGGGCCGCAUCUCCACCCACAGCCAAUACCACAGCUCCCUGGUCUGCUGCCUCUGUAGAGGCUCGGCUAAUGCCAUGGACCUGGGGGACCUCCACGGCCCCUACUACCCUGAAGGAUACAGACCCAGCACUAAACCCCCUGUUAGCACCCCAGGCCUCAAAGAAGAGGAGGAGGAUUUCAGUGACUCUGACUCCUCCUGCAGCAUGAGAGGCCAGGGCAGAAAGUGUGCUCGGCCCCCAGGGGUCCCCUGGCCCCACAAACCUGGCCCGCGGCUGAACCAGGAUGGCCUGCUGGGGAGGUGGACCAGUGACCCUUCAGGCAGCCCUGCAGCAAAGAGGGCCAGGAUUGAGGCUGGGACUGGGGCUGGGGUUACAUCUGAGGCUGCGGCUGCAGUAGAGGACUGGUACAGCGCCCCUGUGGUGCCUCUAGACCAGUGUGAGUACUGGCUCCACGAGGACUGUAGCAUCUGGUCUGCAGGUGUGUUCCUGGUGAAGGGGAGGGUCUACGGUCUGGAAGAGGCGGUCAAGGUGGCUCAGGAGACGACGUGUUCUCGCUGCGAUAUCCCAGGUGCCACGUUGGGCUGCUUCUUCAAAGGAUGCCCCAACAAGUAUCACUACAGGUGUUCUCUACAGUCAGACUGUGUCCUCAAUGAAGAGAACUUCUCCAUGAAAUGCACCAAGCACAAGAACAAGUCAUUCAAAGGCCCUCCUGGGAGCAGAAGAGACGACAGGUGACACAACCAGGAGACAGACUGACUACACAUGGGGGGUUUCUCCUAUGAGCCCGGUAACCGUGGUGACACUGGAACACUGUCCUCUGAUUGAAAGCUGACUUUCUACUCCUCCUGCUACCUGUAGUGUUGCCUUCAACACGUAAUGCACUGCGCCUCAGACUAAGCAGGAGACCACGGCUGUCCUAAUGUCCUGUUACCUCUGUCCUUCUCAUGGGCUGCUAGAUGGGCUAAUGACCAAACAGAACAGAGGAGUUGGGUGUGGGGCCCAAAGCCAAGAUCACCAUUAGAUAGAAGAGAAAUGUGUUCACGUCGCUUAUGAUGGCAUGCUAAACACGUGCUAUCGCUUUGUAAUUAUUUAUUAGGAAAAAGGAUUCUCCCCUUUUUUAAAAUUUAAAUGUUGACAGUACAAUUGGAGAUAUUUAAUUUUGUAAAGCUUUGUAAGUAUGUGAUUUAUAUAUUGCUUAUUUAUUUUUUGGGAAUCGUGUGGCUUUUGUUUUUACUUUGCAAUUGACCUGGAGGUGUGUUUGUUAUGGAAGGCUGUUUGGGUCGUGUUAUUUGACGGGUCAAAUAGUGUUAUUUAACGUGUAUCUUUUUGACACGCAACAACCCGAACAGACUUCCAUAGUUUGUGUAUCUAAGUUAUUAGUAAGAACCAAUGCUGAAGACUCCACUUGGUAGAGGACGUGAUGGUCGUAUAGGGGUGGUGUAGAGAGAGUGCAGAAUGGUGUAGUAUUUCAACCCCAAGUUUCUGUACAGAACCAUUUCUGAUUACAAUACAGGUACAGUGAGGGGGGAAAAGUAUUUGAUCCCCUGCUGAUUUUGUACGUUUGCCCACUGAC
Molecule: messenger RNA, 3980 nt
Organism: Coregonus clupeaformis (lake whitefish)
Lineage: Eukaryota; Metazoa; Chordata; Actinopteri; Salmoniformes; Salmonidae
Product: transcription factor 20
Exons: 6
Coding region: 284-3142 (952 amino acids)
Biological process (GO): regulation of transcription by RNA polymerase II
Cellular component (GO): nucleus
Source: RefSeq, a predicted model, not a curated record